AUGGUAUUUCAAUGUCGAGUUAAUCCUCGUAUACUUGCAGCUGGCAUUAUUGCACGAGAAACCUUGAGAGCACAAACACAGAUUGAUACGAAUUUUAGUAAUAGUGAACUAGAAUGGGUAUUACCAGCUGAUGAACCAAUUAGUCUAAAUGAUCUCAUUUGUUAUGGAAUCAUGUUACGCAUUACGGAUGGAGAUCCAGCCGAUUUAACAUUCAUGCAAAUGGUGGGAAUAUUCUCUCAACAUCAGCUAUUGAUUGUACUCUAUACGAUCUAUCGUUAUAUCAAGAAGUUUUGUACCUAA
Rotaria sp. Silwood2 is the source of this 300-nucleotide messenger RNA. The record is from the annotation of a GenBank genome assembly. Lineage: Eukaryota; Metazoa; Rotifera; Eurotatoria; Philodinida; Philodinidae.